Messenger RNA from Brassicogethes aeneus, 5487 nucleotides. The record is from the annotation of a GenBank genome assembly. Lineage: Eukaryota; Metazoa; Arthropoda; Insecta; Coleoptera; Nitidulidae.
AUGACAGAAAUAAUUGUGAAUUGGAUCCAGGAAAGACUCGGAGUUAUUAUCAACACUGAACCCGAAUCAUUAACUAAUUAUGUAAGGGAUGGUGGUAUAAUAACACGGCUAUUACUUAGUUAUAUGAUAAUAAGUCAAGAGGAGGCAAAUAAGGUUCUUUUGGUGGACCACAGUGAUCAAAGUAAGUUGCACAACUUUAAUUACAUCAAAAAUUGGCUUAAAAACAUCGAUAUAUACCUUACGAAUGCAGAAGUCGAGAAUAUAGUAUGUGGAAACAACUAUGAAGCUAUGCACCUGAUGUAUCAAAUAUAUCUGGAACUAAAAGAUCUAACAUUUCUAAACAUAUGCACUAAAAAGAAAAUAAGGGAAAAAUACAGACCUCAAACAAACACUUUAGAAGUAACUACAGUACCGGAAAGUGAGUUAGACAAAUUUAAGCUUAGAAAUCACAAAUCGUCACAUCUAAUUCCUGAAAAUUACGAUGUUAUACAUUGGCAUAGAGACCGCCUAGACAUCCUUUUACAAAAAUGCCAAGAUGCGAGAGAAAAUUAUUUUGAAUUAAUGCACGAAAAUUGCGAAAGAACUGUAUUGGAUAAUACUUCAUAUGAAUCUGCCCUAUCAAGUGCCUCAGAAUGCGUGGAAGUCGAAUCCAUGCAUGAAAGUUUCUGCGAUUUGAUAAAACAGAAACUUAAAUCUGAAAAAAUAAAACCUAUUGUACCUGACAUCAUUGUAGCACAAAAUAUAGUAAAAAAAUACAAAAAGAAGCACAAGGAAGCAAGCGAAAACACCCAAUUAAAAAAAAUAAUGGAGUCAAUGGCGCUAAGUAAGUUAAAAGGGGAUUUGGAAGAAAACUCAAAGAAAAACGAUGCUUCAAUAAUAGACGAAAAGCUUCUUCAACAGUCAGUUUACGAAAAGAAGUUAACUCAGAUGAUAGCAGAUGUAAAAUUACAGAAAGAUAUGAUAAUUAAGAAUAAACAAUUGGUAAACACGGGUUUACAAGAAAAGCGCGAUAAGAACUUCAUCGAUAAUCUCGUAAUGUAUGAUAAGAAUGUAAACGAGAACAAAUUGGAGUAUUAUAUAGAAAAAGAGCGUAACUAUAAUCUUCACCGAAGAAUCUACGAUUACAGGCAAAAAAUAAAGGCGGAGAGAGUAUAUAACAUGUGCUUGGACGCUGUAAAAGAUAUGGUUGAUAUUGCUAUUGCCCUAGGAGAGCAUAAAGAACGGUAUGGCGAAGAAGCUCCAAAACGUGUCGUGGAUAAGUAUAAAUGCUUAUUUGUGAAAGAAAAACCAAUUUUCGAUAUAAUUACACCAGUAGAGCGCAUCAUACGCUGCGGAGAAGAUGAGGAGGAAGACUUUGAGUACAUACAAAUGGAAAUAGAAAGACAGGAUGCCUUGGAUGAAUGUGAGUUUGAGAAUUAUCAAAACUACAUCAACCCCUUUGAGUAUGAUCAAAUAACAUUCGGUAAUGAUGAAACUGAUUAUAAACUAGCCUGUGGAACAAACAUAAUAGCAAAUAUAAUAUACACUCUACUGACAAUAAAAUAUCCAAAAAAUACUUACCUUAAACCGAAUUUAGAUCAUCUUAAAAUAGCGGCUUGUAUAAACGGUUUAACAGAUACUUCUACCCUGCCUGUUUUGCAAAAAUUAUUGGAGAUUAAGGAGGUUAAGGUUUUGGAAUUCAACGACGUUGUAAAUUUUUGUUUGGAGGCUCACAAUGAAGAGACCAUGGCUGAAUAUCCUGAUACAAUUUUAAUCGAGGAAACUGAUAAAGAAGUUGAGAAAAUUGCAGGAAAGGGUAAGGGUAAAAAGAAAAAAGGAGAUAAGAAAAAGAAGAAUAAAAAAGACAAGAAAAAGAAAAAAGACAAAAAGUCUAAAAAAUCAAAGAAAUCCAGUCCAUCUUCAACAGACGGUGAGGCUUUACCAGAAGAACCAAAGUUCUUUGAAAAAAUUAUUCAAACUCCAAAAAUAUUUCCCGGGGAAGAAAUCAAGUUAACUUCUCAAGCAGAGCUGGGAAAAAUAGCAGACGAGCAGUUGCAUUUAGGAGAAAAAUUGACCGAUUAUUUUCUUACUAAAAUGCUGAUAGUCUAUUUGGAAAAUCAUAAAGACAUCCAGGGUUUUGUUUUGGUAAAUUAUCCUACGGAUUUUGAGAAAGCUGCUUUGUUAGAAGAGUCCUUAACAGGGGUACCAGUGCCUGGUUUGAACCGCAACAAAUAUAAAUUCCAGAAGAGCAUUAAUGAGUUAGGUGAUUUUGAAUUUCGUCUCGAUGAUUUACCAGAUGACCCAAACGAACAAUAUCGUUAUAGCAAACUUUACGAAAAUCCUGUAGAAGAAAUAAUUCCCCCCAUAUACGAUACCUUUCUUACUGCAUACAUAAAAAUGAUUUUAACAGAGCCAGACGAAGAAACUGGCGAAAUAGAGUUACCACCAGCAUAUGAAGCAUUGGAAAAUUGUCCCGAUCCUAUGGAUCAGUUUUAUGCCGACUUGGGUUGUAAUUAUUCCAUGUAUUAUAAGAAAUUAGACAUAAAUGCUAUUAAGUAUUUGGGGAAGUUGAUUAUAGGAGAGUAUACUAUACCCCCUAAAACAUCUAUAGAGCUUUUUGGAGAUACUGUUACAUUUAUUGAGGCUGAAUUUGGUUCUUCACCAGGAGGUAAAAAUAAAUCUUCGAAAAAAGGUGACAAAGUUAAGAAGCCGAAAGAGAAAAAAGCUAAAUCCAAAGAAGAAACGAAGAGUAAGAAGGAUAAAGGUAGUAAGAAGAAUAAAGGUAGUAAGAAGGACAAAGGUAGUAAGAAGAGUAAAAAAAGCAAAGAUAAAUCAAGUAAGAAAUCAAAAAAGGGUAAGAAAGGUAAAAAAGGCAAAGGCGGUGAGGAGAAGGUAAUAAUUGUACAUGAAGAUAAAGCAACGCAAAUGCCUGAAGAGGAGGAGGAAGAACCUCCACCAGAAGAACCAAUACCUCCAAAAGCAGGCGAAAAAGGUUGGGUUUAUGCCUCCAUAAACAUCCCAAGAGAGUUAGGUGCAUGUUUUGCAACAAUCUGGGAAAAUACCGAGGAAGUCUACAUAGAGGAUUUCAAGCAACUUUUCUUUACUAAAAGACUUCUAUUAGAUCUAAUAGCGCCUUAUACGCAAUACAUUAAAGACCAUAUGGCUGAAUAUAUUCAUAGACCAGAUAAUAAACAACACCACGUAAGUGAGUUCCAAAGAAUUUACAAUGAUUUUGAUAUGGACUUCAGAACUGAUGAAGAAUUUAAAGCUGAAAUACACUUGCGAAUAAAAGAAUUAAAAGAAUCACUGUAUGAUAUUUGUGAUGAAAUAAUGACCUGUUCGGAAUCUGAAAGACAGAAGCUAAUUUUUGAUAAUUGGGUACCAAAACAAGCCAUCGAAUUUUGUAAUAUUUACGUCAACACUUUUCAACUCGAAAUCGAUAGAUGUGUUGACUCAAUGCAGAUAAUCAAUGAUUAUUAUACAAGUAUGGUAACGAAAAUGCCCACUGAAAAAAUUCUUCAAAAGACUAUAAUAACCAAACUAUCUUCUUCUAAAGACAUAGACGAACAACCAAACAUAACAAAUCAGUUUAUAGAAACCUUUACAAAUAUAGAAUCCGAUUUACAAGAGACAGUUUUUCAUACAAUGCUUCAAGAAAAACUUACAAACGCCUUAAGUUUAGUGGAAGCCACGAAUAAAGACGCUAGAAGUCUUAUGGAGAAGAUUAAGUCUUUAUUUAAGCCUAAGAAAGCAGCUAAAAAUAAAUCUCCUAGAAAGGGGAAAUCUAAGGGUGGCAAAAAAUCCGGUAAAUCUUCCAAAAAGUCUGGUAAAUCUUCAAAAAAGUCUGGUAAAUCAUCAAAAAAGUCCGGUAAAUCUUCAAAAAAAUCCGGUAAAUCUUCAAAAGGAAAACCUGGAAAAGUUGAAAAAAUAAACAUCCUGACGAUAUUUGAACCAGAACAAACUGUAAUAGAUAAUUAUGAUAGAAUAACUCAGGAAUGGGAUCGUGCGUUAGAAGGAGAAUUAUUAAGAGUCCAAAUAAGAUUAAAUCUACUAAAAGCAGAGGGUUGUUCAAAACUUGAAGGCAUUUUAGGUGCUACGCGAUCAACUUUUCAUCAAGUUUACCAAGAUAUUAAAGAACGCUACUAUCGAGAAACUGAAGCUGUCGAUACUGUAUGGAAAAUAUUUUCUAGAGCUGUCGAAGAGGAACAACCAAUACAAGAAGAGUUAAUUCUGGAUGGUGAGGAAGUGUGUAUGAAGCCUUUGCAUUUGUUGUUCCCAGAUCCUGUGAUAAUUCCCGAACCUUAUCAAGAAGAGUUAGAUGAAAAUAUUUUCUCUUUUGAUCAGCUAGAUAGAUUAGUUAUGAUAAUGUUUGAUAUUGGACCUUCAGGAUACAUUGUUGAAAGAUCAUUUUGUUAUUUGAUACAAGACAUGAUUACUUGUUCCCCUGAAGAUGAUUCGGUUUUAGUACCUAUAUUGUGGUCAUAUUUAAAGCCCUGUGAUAUUGAUAAGAUGUCUAAACUGAUAUUUGACCCAAUAGAGUAUGUACCAUGGAAAGAUUUUGUUAUUUUAAACUUUAUGGUAGGUUUUCCAACCAUAGAAGAAUUGGUACAACUAAGAUACGAGUAUAGAGAGUUAGACCCAGAUGCUAAUGAGUAUAUCUAUGAUUACCAAUUCUACUCUGUCAAACUUUGGUUUGAAUCAGAAAAUGAUAAGAAACCUUUACGAAGUAGAGGUAUUAAAGAUAUAAUCUACAAGUUGUACCGUAUAAAAGGUGAUCGUUUGAACUACACAGCGUUCCUCUUGGACAUAUCGAAGGACGAAAACAUUACAGUAGGAUUUUCCAAAGCGCUUUCAGUUUGCAUGGGGAAAGUUGUAUGUUGGAGUAAAACCAUAGGUGAAAAGUUUAUAAAAAUUGCCUUGGAGAAUCGCGAACAACACGAGUUAGAGGUUAAGGAACGCGAUUUAGAAAUAGAAGAGAAUUAUAAAAUGGCAGAUGAAAUUGUGACCGAGCUUAUAGAUAUCACAGUUCAUCAAUGUGACAGUGUUGUUAUUGAAGAUUACGACUCGCAAACUUCUCAGAGUAUUUUGGAUUUAAACCUAGUUCCUGAUAGUGCUCUACCAAUAGCUGAAAAAAUUGAGGAGUACAUUAGACAAACUAUGAAACAACAUAACCCUUGCGAAGAUACUUUUUCCAAUGUUGCCAUAGGUUUUGAGGAUAAAAUGGUGCCAAACUUUGCCUACUUUUUGCCAUUCGAAGUUUUAUUAUCAGCUAUCACCAUGACUUUACCUUGGAAUGCUAAAGUUAGGAAUGUAGACGAUGAAUCCUUUAGGGAACUAAUAGAGAAUAUUUACGAAAAAUGUAAGAACCCCGAAUUCAGCGAUAAAGUCUUGUGUCACGAGUUUUUAUUUUGCGAUGAUUUUCAAGAUUUAUUUAAAGACGUUAAGCGAUUUUUGUAUAGAAAUCCCGUUCAGAUGGUAAAAGAGUUAAUAAGUGAACAUGAGGAGUAA